Alnus glutinosa is the source of this 1773-nucleotide messenger RNA. RefSeq names its product adenylylsulfatase HINT3. Gene Ontology annotation, biological process: purine ribonucleotide metabolic process; sulfur compound metabolic process. The transcript is spliced from 7 exons. Gene Ontology annotation, molecular function: adenylylsulfatase activity. NCBI's taxonomy places the organism in Eukaryota, Viridiplantae, Streptophyta, Magnoliopsida, Fagales, Betulaceae. The record is from RefSeq and is a predicted model, not a curated record. The coding region runs from base 237 to 836 and encodes 199 amino acids.
GUUGUGGAUAAAAACGAAAACGAACCAACGGCCACUGUCUCGACCACAGCGCCAACCCAAGCCUUUAUCCCCUCAAUCCUUAAGUUCAGCUACAGAUUAAUUAAUUCACCAAACAAACAAAAAACCAAAACAAGAGUCAGUUUGUGUGUCUGUCUUCCCAGAAUCUCACUUCGAAAACAUGGCCACACCCACACCCACACCCACUAACUUUGUCAUGAGGUUCGCUUUCGCUUAGCAUGGAGGCACGCAGGCUCGCCAUUCUCUGUUCCCAUCUCUGCCCCGUCGGUUCGGCUCAGGGUGGGAGUCCGUCCCGAGUCUCUCGCGUUUCCCAUUCGGUUUGUGCUUCUGGUUCUGAGGAGAAGGAUCAACGAAACGACUGCGUUUUCUGCAAGAUUAUACGCGGGGAAUCACCGGCUCUGAAGCUCUAUGAAGAUGAUGCAUGCUUGUGUAUACUGGAUACCAAUCCACUGAGUCAUGGGCAUUCUCUUAUCAUUCCGAAAUCUCAUUUCCAUUCAUUAGAGGCCACUCCACCAUCUGUGGUAGCUGCAAUGUGUUCAAAAGUGCCUUUUAUCAGCAGUGCAAUAAUGAAAGCUACCAAUUGUGAUUCAUUCAACUUAGUAGUUAACAAUGGUGCAGCUGCUGGCCAAGUUAUAUUUCACACUCAUAUUCAUAUAAUUCCUCGUAAGGCACGUGAUUGCUUGUGGCCUUCUGAGAGUUUGCGGAGGCAUCCCCUAAAGUUGGACCAGGAAACUGUUAAACUUGUAGAUUCUGUUCACAAAGUGCUGUCACUGUCAAGCAACACUGAAGAUAGCAAGGAUCAAGGAUCCAGGAUCUAGUCUCACCAAAAUUCAGCGCAAUCAUUGAUCUGGUGUUUGUUGUUUAUACUAUGAUGGUAUGUACCUUCUGAACAUGUACAGAUCUUUGGCUUGACUUGCACAAAUGGAUCGUCGUCGUCGUCGAUAAAUUGAAUGAGCUUAUAUGAAAAGGUUUUAAGACAUGCCCCCCCACACACACAGGAGAGGAGAGGAGAGGAGAGGAGAGGAGAGAGAGAGAGAGAGAGAGAGAGAGAGAGAUUGCAUGGAUUUUGCCUCAAUAGCAUUACUUGAAGCCGGUUACUGGCUAUGGCUAUAGUCAUUACUAUUGUUCGAAUUAGUCGAUUUUGUACCACAACAUUUGGGUUCUUAUUGUCCUAUUUGUGUUUUAUGUCCUUGAGAUUUUUAAUAUAUAUGUGAAGCCCUUAUUAGUGAGUGUUUGACUCAAAUUGGUUCUUCUGGAGUCUGGACAUCAUCUUUUGACCUUUUGAUCCUCCUACUUCAGUGUCCCAAUUUCAAUGUUAAUCUGAGGCACGCAAGGGUGUUUUUAUUUGGAAAAAUCGAAUCUAGAAUGGACGUGAUAGAAUUAAGAAUAAUUCUAGCGGAUGCUUUGCUUGGGCCAUGUGAUUGUGAAUGACUUCCUGGAUUGGUGUCUGAUGGAGAUGAACUCUAUAUUUUUGUACAGCUUGUCGAGACAACCUUUAUUCGGUGGACCAUUGGAUCCCCAUUGGGACGAAAGCAGGCAAAAUUAAAGAACUAAGGAGCUCCAUGUUGUUCAUGAAAAUGAACCAACUCAUGCACCAUUUCAUAUGGAUUGCCUGAUGUCUUGCCCGGAUUUGAUACUGCUUCGUUUAGAUAUGUUGCCGGUGCGGGCGUUCGGGUCUAAAUGAAUCCUCUCCAUUUAUUCUUUGAUUAAUACUAUUAUCAUAAGCAUGUUAUUUACGACCUCACUGCAUUGAAA